AUGCAAAAAGCAAUGAAAAGCGCAGAAUAUAUAAAAGCUAAUAAUGACUGGUUAGAUGCCCAAGCCAACGCUAAAGCAGCCCAACUUAUAGGGUCAAUAAGGACAAAAAUACAAGCGGAUGAAGACAGUUCAAAUGAAGCUUUAAUGAAUGCUGACUUUAAGAAUGCCUUCGAAGCUCUUCAUAGUAAGGUGAAACUAGUGAACGACUUCUCAUCUGGAAAGAAACUGAAGUCUGAAGGUUUCGACAACGAGUUAAGAGAAGUAGCACAAAAUAUGACGAAAAUAACAGAUGCAGCAACGAGACAGGCAGUUCAAAGUGCCUAUGACGCCGUUAGAGCAACUGUUGUGGAAAGUCAAGAAAAAGAGUUACAACAGACCAAAACAGACCUAGUAAAUGCUUUCUUAAAAACGAAAAGUCAGGUAGGACAUUAUGCUGCAGAUGGAACAUAUGUGCCAGCUGGUGGAACUUAUAUACCACCAAACCCUCCAAGAGAAGCACCUGCACCAGGACUACCUAAAACAUUUACAUCGUCACAUGGACACAGACACAGGCAUGCACCAAAACCAACACAACAACCAACAGUUCAAAAUCCAGCACCACAACAACAACCAAAACCAACAGUUCAAAAUCCAGCACAGCAACCAACAGUUCAAAACACUGCACAGCAACCAACAGUUCAAAAUCCAGCACCACAACCAAAACCAGCACAACAACCACCUCCACAACCAGCACAGCAACCAACAGUUCAAAACCCUGCACAACAACAACCACAAACAGAGCAAGGACAUAAAAGAAGUAGAGAAAAAGGAAACCAAGAAUUCUUAAAAAUGCUUAAGGAAGAUUAUGGUUACCCAGAUACUCUUGACUUUAGUGACAGAUAUAAAGAAGCUAUUAGAAAGUUCAAGGAAGGAAAUACUGACCCGAACCUAUUUAGCUUUAUGGCUCAGCAUCAAAUCGGAUAUAAUCUCAAACCUGGAAAAUACAAGCUCGCUAAGGGAUAUGAUUUAAUAGCAUAUCAUCCAAAUGACAUGAAUGAAUUUACUCCGAGAUAUUUGAUGUCAGAGCUAAAUGA
Messenger RNA from Trichomonas vaginalis G3, 1073 nucleotides. Its product is annotated as protein of unknown function, DUF4106 family. The annotation marks the transcript as partial. The transcript has a single exon. Lineage: Eukaryota; Parabasalia; Trichomonadida; Trichomonadidae. The record is from RefSeq and is a predicted model, not a curated record.